AUCUUAGGACAAUCAACAAAGCGGUCAAUCGUCUCUUUUUUAUAAAUAGCUUGUAUGCACAUGUAGCACGGUACUUUGUCAAUCGCGGUGGUUCAUAGAGGCCCAGACCCUCAUACCAAAGAGAGUGUUCAUCAUUAUCACAACUCAAAAUGUCGACUUACAGUGUGAACCAGAUUGAGGACGAUUUUGAUGAAGCUUUUGAAGAUAGAAGCGAAGAUGAUUUCAGCGAAGGUUCUUUUGAGGAGGUGCCAGAUGUAAGGAUUGACUCAACAAGAACUUAUUCUCUCAAGAAAUCAGAUCUGGGUAAUGGUACCUACUGGCAACAAAGUAAGACAAUUCAUUCAAUAGCUGAACAGAAGCCACUCAACCCGCCGACAACAUUGACACACAAUCCUUCACAUAGUUUCCAUGGCCAUGGAAGUGGUAUACCGGCCAAGGUGGAUGUGGAGGAUAAGGUUGGGGGAUGGGAAAUCAUCAAAGCCAUGUUGGGCUAUGUCUGGCCCAAGGGUGACCUAGCUAUCAAGGCAAGAGUCAUUGUGGCCAUGUCCCUCUUGAUCGGAGCAAAGGUGUCCAAUGUCUAUGUCCCAUUCCUGUUCAAGUAUGCUGUUGAUCACCUCAAUGAAUACCAGACAGCUUCAGAAGCCGUAGCCUCAACAGGAACAGGAGCUACAGUAGUAACCGCCCUCCUACUAGGCUAUGGAGCAGCGCGUGCAGGAGCAUCCUUCUUCAACGAAGCCAGGAAUGCCGUCUUUGCCAGGGUGGCCCAGAAUUCAAUACGACGGGUCGCUAAGAAUGUGUUCACGCACCUCCACCAGCUUGAUCUUAGCUUUCAUCUCUCCCGCCAAACGGGGGCGCUUUCCAAGGCCAUUGAUAGAGGCAGCAGGGGUAUCAACUUUGUCCUGAUGGCCCUGGUAUUCAACAUUGUACCAACUAUCUUGGAAGUUGGCCUUGUCACUUGCAUUAUGUAUUACAAGAUGGGCCCUGGCUUUGCUGCCAUCACCCUCACAUGCGUCGGAGCAUACGCCUUAUUUACACUGAGCAUAACGUCGUGGAGAACCAAGUUCAGGGUACAGAUGAAUAAAGCCGACAACGAGGCUGGAAACCAGGCCAUCGACUCACUUAUCAACUAUGAAACAGUCAAGUACUUCAAUAAUGAAAAGUGGGAGGCCGACAACUAUGAUAAAAGUCUUGCCGAGUACGAGCGUGCAUCCUUGAAGACCGCCACCAGUCUUGCUCUCCUCAACUUUGGUCAGAAUGCAAUCUUCAGCGCUGCACUGUCUGGUGUUAUGUUGCUAGCAAGUCAGGGAAUUCUUGCAGGUGAAAUGACAGUGGGUGAUCUAGUGAUGGUAAAUGGUCUCCUGUUCCAACUCUCACUACCUCUCAACUUCCUUGGGUCUGUCUACCGUGAGAUCAGGCAAUCACUCAUUGAUAUGGGCACCAUGUUUAACCUACUCAAAGUUGAAACAGACAUCAAGAACAAGAUAAACGCUCCAGCUCUCCAGAUCAGCCCUCAGGAAUCUGGUAUCACCUUUGAGAACGUUGCCUUCAGCUAUCUUCCUGAACAGCAGAUCUUCAGCAACCUGAGCUUCCAUGUGCCCUCAGGAAAGAAGGUUGCCAUCGUUGGAGGGAGCGGUUCAGGGAAAUCUACCAUAGUACGGCUUCUGUUCCGAUUCUAUGACCCUGAUGGUGGUAGGGUACUGAUCAACGGUCAAGAUAUCAAAGAGGUGGAUGUGGACAGUCUCAGGAAGGCUAUUGGUGUUGUACCACAGGAUUGUGUACUCUUCCACAAUUCCAUCUUCUACAACUUGCAAUACGGGAACCUAGAUUCAACGGCCGAGGAGGUCUUCCGGGCAGCCAAGAUGGCCGACAUCCACCAAGGAAUCAAGAGAAUGCCCAAGGGUUAUGAGACCCAGGUAGGAGAGAGAGGGUUGAAGCUUUCAGGAGGUGAGAAACAGAGGGUAGCCAUUGCCAGGACCAUCCUCAAGGAUCCACCCAUUGUCCUCUAUGACGAGGCGACGUCAUCGCUGGAUUCCAUCACUGAACAGAACAUCCUCAACUCAAUGGAUGCCGUCACCCUAGGACGCACGUCCAUCUUUAUCGCUCAUCGUCUCUCAACCGUCGUCGAUGCGGACGAAAUCCUGGUCAUCCGUGACGGGAGGAUAGGAGAGCGGGGCAAGCACCACCAACUCUUAGCAGAUACCAAUAGUUAUUAUUAUGAACUUUGGACCAAUCAGAAUAAGGUCGCGCUAGAAUCCGUCCUUGAUGGCAAGAAUGGGGAAGAGUCAGAAGUUGAGGAGAGCUACAAGUCAUGAUGACAAGCAUGUCAGUAUUAGGUGCAUUAGAAAUUUAUUAACUAGUUAUUAUGAAUAUUAUGUCAUCCUUAUGCCAAAAAGGCAUUGUAACAGUCCAAAGUCAAUGGAGUUAGAGGGCUACUCCAGGCUGAAAUUAAUAAUAUCUAAAUUAAUAAAGUAAAUUUCAACAAGCAAAAAUGCUGAAAACUUCAUCAAAGUCUGAUAAAACAUAAUGGCCCGUAUUCUGAAGUGGGGUUUAACUUAAACUCGGGUUUAAAGUUGUGGUUUAAGUAUGGAUAGCCAAUUGUUACAUAAAUCACUAAUGGUAGAGAAAUCAUAUUUCAGCUCAUUUGGCUCUAAAAUCAUUCAUAUUGUCUAGGAAGUAUAAAUAGAUGAUUGUCUUCACCAUCGAUGAAUCAGGAAAGAGCACAGUAAACAUAAGAAAAAACAUACAACUUAAUAAAAAAUUUGACACGUUUGGCUUUCCAUAAUUUUAGCACAGAGUUAGACCAUGGUCUAAGUUAAACCUGACUUCAGAAUAUGGGCCUAUGAAGACAAGUUUCGGCACAAUUAUCCUUCAUAAUAAAUCAGGAGCCAACCCUUUUUUACAUUCUUGGAGGAACAUAUUUAAAUAAACAUAAUUUUUUGUACAAUAUGAUACAAAUAAUAAGUGGGGAUAUGACAUCAUCAGCUUGCUCAUUGCAUAUCAUGAAGACAUGCAUUGAAAUGUUUCACCAAAAUAAUUCAUAAUAUUAAAUUGUAAUAACUUUGUUAUUCCUCAUCAAAAAUGAUGAAAUUUUCAGAGUUUUGUUUGUCUGAUUUUUCUCUAUCUGUCCAAAUCACAUAAUGUUCAGUCUGGGGUGGGGUACCCCUUGGAGGCCCUUCUGGUAUAAGGCUGAUGUUUAUCAAAGAGUGCAAAGUUUAUUCACUUAUGGAUAAUUUGGUGUCAUAGUGUGCUCUUGAAAUCCAGCUUCCCAAGGAAGUCAGUCAUAAAUAAUGUGUGUCUUUGGAUGAUGUUAGUCAACUUCUGAUAUUUAGUAUGUGAAAUGACUUAGCCCAUCGUUUAAUAGCUUGUGCUACCUCAAAUAUUCAUUUGCAGACCAAGAAUAUGAUCUCUAUUACAGAAAGGAAACAUUGCAAUGUCUUUGUAGUUUAGUAGGUUACUUUUAUUUUCUGAAUAUUUGAUAUAUUAAACCCUAUUAGAGCCAGGUUAUUUGGACCCAUCUCACAGCCAAGGGGGGGGGGUGAUCCCCCCCCCCCCCUGAGAUGUCAGCUGCCAAUUGUGCAUUGCAAAAAUUUUGCACAGUGGUAGUGUGCAAAUAUGAUCUAUGAUUAUAUCAAUAAGUGUGGAGGGGUGGAUUCUAACCCGCCCCCCCCUGCCUUUUAGGGUUUAGGGGUAGUAUAUCAUGAAUAAAAACUUUCAUAUAAUUUUGAUAUCAAUGCAAAGAAUGUUCUCCCUUAUGUCCCUGAUUCAAAAAAAUAGUUGUGUGUAUUAAGAUUUAAUUUCAAAUCUUAAUCAGUAAUGUGGUGCACAAUUUUUGUAUGUUCUUUGGUAUCAAGUGAAAGCCUACUGGAAAGAAAACUAUUUGUUAUAUCUGAAAUAGACUAAUUGGCAGCCUAAAAAUAUCAAUCAGGUAUGAGUGUUAAAACAUAUGCUCCUAAGUUUUUAUUAUGUUUCAUUUAAUAUAUCUAUUUAAACCGAUGUUUUAUUUAACAAAACAGUGUAAACAAGGUUUAUGAGAUAAGACCUUUAAUACUACCAGUAAGUUUUUUCAGCAGUGAUUGAGAAUGACAUACUUGGUGGGUGUUUCAUAAACCUGUUUGUAAGUCACGAAUGACUUUACUCACGACUGGUGAUCCUUUCUUGUGCUAUGUGAUAUAUCACUAUGUAGCUGACUAAGCUCUUUAGAACAUGUUCCAGUCGCGCGUAAAGUCAUGUGUAACUUCACUAACGGAUUUAUGAAACCCCACCGGUAAUGCUAAAUUUAAAGGACUGGCUAAGGGUAUGGAAUAUGGGUGAAGAAAUGUAUAAGAGAGACUCUCCAUAUGAAGAAAUCAAAGCAGAGAAAUUGAUACAACCAAAUUGGAACUCUGAUAACCUAUCAGUACUUUGGUCAACUUAGAGAUGUAAGUAUUUUCUUUAAUAUCCAAGAAAUUAUCCCCAGUUCUAUUCAUUAUAUGUAAUACAGUGAGUCAAACUUCACCUGAAAUUCUAGAAGCAUUAUGACAUCAUGGGUCCUGUUUUGUAUAGAUUUACAAUGAAGGGUAAAUUUGCCAUUAUUUGUAACUACAUGAAAAAAAACCUUGAUUUGAUUGGCUGUUCAGCCCUGUAAUCAUGAUUUCUGAAACUGGCACGAGGAUGAAAUAAUGCGCAAUUAAAACAUUGUACCAGUGUAACUCAGACUGACUUUGAAUAAAAAUCUUCCCUGCUGGUCAAGGCCUCUACAUUUGAAAAUUUCGCACAUCUUCAGAAAACAAUUUCAUGUGCAACACUGGUUUUAUGCAUAGAUAUAGUUGAUGAUGUCAAGCACCUACCAAUUCCUUUUUUUUGUUUCAUUAGUGAAAUAUAGACAUUUUUUGUCAGAUUGGACAUAAGAAAUGUCUUCUUUGGAUCACAAUAGGUUGUUACAAUGGGAAUUCUUCAUGUUCAGAGAAGAAUCAAAUAGGCGUGUACCACAAAGCUUAGCAAUCAUCAUAGAGCAUUUUUCUACAAUUGAUUCCAUUGACUACAAUGUACAAUCAAUCGUGAAAAUCGAGCUCAUGAUCAAUCGCUAACCUUUGUGUUACAGGACCCUUGUUUCGCAUUACGACAAGGAAAAAUGAGAUUUCUCAUAUUUUACAUUAUAAAAUAAAAUAGAAAUAGUGAAUGGUGGUUUCCCUCAUUUUCAUGCUGACCAGGAUGUACAUAUGACUGUUUUUGUGAAAUUAAGCAGAAUUUUAAAAUUUUAUAACUUUCUUAUUUGACAUCUAAUUUUGAUGAAAUUUUCAACAUUAUGCUUGUCUUACUUUUCUCCAUUUACAGUAUUUAAAAAAACUUUAAUUUGGGGUGGACAUUGACAGACAUUGCAAUAUCCAGACCAUAAAAUUUGAAGACAGAAGUGUAGCCUGUCUCUACUUGAAUGGAGCUACAUCAUGAGAAAAAAGUAUAUUUUUAUUCAAGUAUUUGUAUUUUGGUGUAUAUAUUAUGUAAAAAUAUUAGAACUUGGACAUGUAUAAACACAAACAAUCAACUUACUGUUUAAUAUUUAAUAGGAAAUAAAAAGUCUUGUUUAUCUGGAA
Molecule: messenger RNA, 5570 nt
Organism: Lytechinus pictus (painted urchin)
Lineage: Eukaryota; Metazoa; Echinodermata; Echinoidea; Temnopleuroida; Toxopneustidae
Product: iron-sulfur clusters transporter ABCB7, mitochondrial-like
Exons: 13
Coding region: 150-2312 (720 amino acids)
Biological process (GO): transmembrane transport; intracellular iron ion homeostasis
Cellular component (GO): mitochondrial inner membrane
Molecular function (GO): ATP binding; ATP hydrolysis activity; ABC-type transporter activity
Source: RefSeq, a predicted model, not a curated record